Molecule: messenger RNA, 2329 nt
Organism: Penaeus vannamei (Pacific white shrimp)
Lineage: Eukaryota; Metazoa; Arthropoda; Malacostraca; Decapoda; Penaeidae
Source: RefSeq, a predicted model, not a curated record
UAUGUUCGUAUACGAGACAAUCGUUGCUAUUCAAAGAUGGCGGUCAUAACAAACGUAUGGAAGUGCGUUAGGAGAGCUAUUUUCCCUUCGUUUGUCGUUAUUUGUUUCUGUUUAUUACCAGUAUUGUGUGAGGAAGAAGCGGAUAUAAACUUCAACUUCAGUGAAAUCCCUGGAAUCGACCCUGAUGAGUUUCAGGAACCUACUGGGAAACCCAGGAGUGGGGCCACGAGACAUGUGGAUGCAAUUAAGAAGGAAAAACCACUUCAGGAUUACCACCAAAUGCAUGCUGGAAAGAAGUUGUUUUUGACCUCUGAUGGCAAGAGGAAACUACACAUCUUUUGCUAUAACGGGGAGUCAAAAGUGCUCAUUACAGUCUUCAAAACAGUUGAGCUUCACCUGGACAUUGAGGACGACAAUUUCCAUCACUAUGAGGGUCAGAAUUCAUCAGUCGUAAAACAGCAGCACCAAGAUGCAUCCUGGCUUGCUUUUUAUCCAUGGCGGGUUAGGACAUUUAAGCUAGAUCUGUACAAGCAAUCUUGCAUAGGGAUUGACAGCAAGAAUGGAUUCAAGGUUGAACUGCGUGUACGAUCAUUUGGAUGAUGACAUGAUCCUUGCUUAUGAGAGCAACCAUUUAACUCCAACACGUCUAGAUGACGAAGAACUGUUCCUCACAACAGACAGUGAAGAAGAUGCUGACUGAAUUCAAAGGGAACAAGUACUUUGCUUUAGUACUUAAGAUUGCUGACCAAUAAAUCACCUCAAAAGAUACUUGAGACCUCAAGUGAAACUGCCUUUCUUGUUUUUCAUUGGUUAUUUGUAUGUGGUUUGCAUUAUCAACUGGUUUCAGUUAUAUUCCAUGACUUAAAGAAUGUUUUUGUAAAAGUGAUAGACACUUAUUUUCAAUACAUGUAUUCACUCAGCAAUAAUUUUGUCCCUAAGGGAUCGAGCUGGAAGUUCUUGUCUGUAUAUAUUCUGUCAAAACCUGUGUAUUCAGUAAAAACUACUUUCUUUUCUCUUUGCUAAGAAAAAAUGUUAAUCUCUAGGUUACUUGCAUUGAUCUCAGUCACUCAAAAAUGUAUAUCCCCAGAUAUCUUCGAACUUGGUAUGUAUAAUAAUUAUUAUUAGAUUUGAGAUUCUCAUUUUUUUGACACAAAAUAAUUUACUAUGCAACAGCCAUUAUGUUUAGUAUUAGGGAUUGUGAAUGGCUUUCACCUGUAAUACCUACUUGUGUCACAUUUCGGGCAAUCCUUAUGUAUCUGAUUUCUCUUUAUGUCCUGGUCCCUUUUGUAUGCGUUUUUGCAUGAGGUAGUUGAUCCAACCCAGUGCUCAAUAACUACUCAUUUCAUCCCCUCUCUUCUUUCAUCAUUCAUUCAUCAACCAAGUGCAGUUCAGCAUACUUUCCUAAUUUAAGAGAGAAAUAGCUAAGUUAAAAUUGGUAAUUAGCCAUGUUAGGUAUGGAUGUGACUGGUUUGGCAGAGUGCAUGAAACAAGCAGGAUGACAUGAGAGAAAUAGUAAAGGACAAUUAGAGAUCCAUUAAUGUAGCAUGCACUUAAUUUUACAAAAUGCUGAUAUUGUGAUUCCAUAUACUAUCUACUAAAGUGUAUGUAAAGUAUAGCAAAAUAUUUGUUUUUUCUUUUUUUGUGUGUGUGAAUCCAUUGAAAAUAAAAUCAUAUGAUCAGUGAACUUUGUAGUCUAUUUUUUGUAUAGACUACGUUGAUAUCUGCUUGACCUAAGUAACCUUGAAAUGUUUAAUUAGGACUGCAGUGUCAGCAUUUCCCCAAUUAACACAUUUCAUCAUACUCUGAGGUUUGCAAAUUUUCAAUAUCUUCAGUAUCUCUGCAUUAUAUCCCUAUACUGAUGGUGCCAGAAUUUUCUGUGUGGCACUCAUUCUGGUGACUACUGGCAACCGUCUAGCCCUAUCAGCAGGGGGUUCGCAGUGUACAGCCGAUCCUUCCUAUUCAUGAUGCAAUUACAUGUGACCGACAAGAAGGGUGUUUUCCAUGAUGGGUAUAGCCAUGCCUGGCAGCUGGGUGAUAUAGAUGUAAGUGCAGGUAUCUAUGAAGAUUGAUUGCCAUUCGUUAUGGACCAUGUAUAUCAACAGUAACAUUAAACAAGUAUUUUAGCAGUAAUAUUUUAAGCGAUGAGUGAGAUCAGUGAACAAUAAUGGAAUUACACUGAAAGUUCUAUACAUACAUUGUUCAUGUAAACUCAUUUCUCACAGAAAAACAUCCAGACAACAGAAAAGAUAAACAUGUGAUAAAAAUUACAUAGCUAGAUAAAGCAAUAAUACCAAAUCCAUCUUUGUAUCACCCAGCUAUCUAUAUACCA